AUGGCAACAACCAUGUUUUAAUAAAAUGAAGCCAAUUUCAAAAAUAAAGUUGAUGAAUUCAAUAAUCUUUAUAAAUAAUAUGCACUUACACAAACUAAACAAUUAGUUUUUGAGAAAAUGAAACUUGUUUUUGUUUAAGCUGAACAAUAAGUAAUUUUAUUAUCAAUAUAAAUUUUCAAGUUCAAAUUCAUGGAAAUCGAAUUUGGAUCUUUUACAGAUCUUCAUUAAAAAGACUUUUCUUUAAAUAUGAAAUCAAACAAAUUAUUAUACGUUGAAUGUUAAAAGAAACUAAAAGAUUUAUAAUUUGAUCUUGAUAAACUACCCUUCUCUAAUUCUAGUAGUGGCAAUAAAAAAUAAAACACUUCACAAAUAAUUGGACUUAAUUCAGAUCUACAUGUUUAAACUAAAUAAUUAGAAACAUUAGAUUCUCGUCUAUUAGAAGCAGAAGAUACACAAUUAUCUAUUUUAGAUAAUUUACGUAAUCAAAAAGAAAAAUUACUCAAAGCUAUUGAAGAUGUAUUUCAUUCUACUUAAUCUUACAGACUAAAGAAAUCUAAGUUGGAGUCAAUAUGACUUAAAGACAUGCCACCAUGAUCAAGAAUCGUCAAUCCUAUAACAAAGGUAUACUCCUAUCCUUAAUAUGCAUCUUAACCAUUGGAAACAUACUUAUUUUAUAUUACAAAUUUAUUAGUUGA
This is a messenger RNA of Paramecium sonneborni, 695 nucleotides long. The record is from the annotation of a GenBank genome assembly. Lineage: Eukaryota; Ciliophora; Oligohymenophorea; Peniculida; Parameciidae.